Molecule: messenger RNA, 3335 nt
Organism: Clupea harengus (Atlantic herring)
Lineage: Eukaryota; Metazoa; Chordata; Actinopteri; Clupeiformes; Clupeidae
Gene: gpm6bb
Product: glycoprotein M6Bb
Biological process (GO): central nervous system myelination; axon development
Cellular component (GO): myelin sheath; plasma membrane
Molecular function (GO): structural constituent of myelin sheath
Source: RefSeq, a predicted model, not a curated record
ACUGAUGGUGACGUCAUCCACCCCAUCUCCAAACGGGACAAGGCGCAGCAACUCAGUGGUCUAGUUUAGCGUUCGCAGUGCAUCCCUGGACACAACCUCCCCAUCAGCCCAACUUGUACACAUUCUCCAACCUCGGGAAGUUCUGGAGAGGACAAUGGGUUGCUUUGAGUGCUGUAUCAAGUGUCUCGGCGGAGUCCCGUACGCCUCCCUGGUGGCCACCAUCCUCUGCUUCUCAGGAGUGGCCCUCUUCUGUGGCUGCGGCCAUGUGGCCCUCACUGGCACCGUCACCAUCCUGGAAAACCACUUCUCCAAGAUCACCAGUGACCAUGCCAUGCUUACGGAUGUAAUCCAGCUCAUGCAGUACGUCAUCUAUGGCAUCGCCUCUUUCUUCUUCCUGUACGGGAUCAUCCUGCUGGCGGAGGGCUUCUACACCACCAGCGCCGUCAAGGAGCUCCACAGCGAGUUCAAGACCACUAUCUGUGGACGCUGUAUCAGUGGGAUGUUUGUGUUCCUGACCUACAUCUUGGGUGUGGCCUGGCUGGGCGUGUUUGGUUUCUCGGCGGUGCCUGUGUUCCUCUUCUACAACAUGUGGUCCACCUGUGCAGCCAUGAAGUCCCCCAUGGCCAACCUCACCUCUGUGGACUCCAUCUGUGUUGACGUCCGUCAGUACGGAAUCAUUCCCUGGAAUGCCACUCCAGGAAAGGCUUGUGGGUCCACACUAAGCGACAUCUGUAAUACCAGUGAGUUCUACCUGUCCUACCACCUGUACAUCGUAGCUUGCGCUGGGGCAGGAGCCACCGUCAUUGCUCUGAUCCACUUCCUCAUGAUUCUCUCCGCAAAUUGGGCCUACCUUAAAGACGCAAGUCAUAUGCAUGCGUACCAAGACAUCAAAAUGAAGGAGGAGCGGGAGCUGCACGACAUCCAGUCGCGCUCAAAGGAAUGCCUCAAUUCCUACUCUUAAGGAUUACACAGCACGGCCCACGGCCCACGCCCCCACCCCAAACCCCUCACACACCCACUGCCAAGGCCAGCUCCUAGGGGUCGGACCAAGAGAACAUUCAGCUCCAAUAACCUGCCAACUGUCUACACACAGCACACAGCACAGCACUAACCUGGCUCCUAACAAACUAAUGCAUCAGUGUUGCUUCUGCACUAACUCUCAGAGUAGUUUGUUGGACCUCUUUGUGUUUGAUAAACAACUGUGUCAAACCUUUUUUUGCUAUUGGUCAUGUUGAGAUAUAACUGUUGUGACACUCUUUGUUCUUUCUUUACUCCGGCUGUAGUCCUCUCUUUUACUCUAGUCAGUGCUGGAGAAGCUUGAAACAUUGCACUACUUGUUCUAUCGGGAGCAGUUAGGUUAUAGGGCAGACCAGAGCUAGCCCAUUAACAAGGGAAUAGAGAAGGGUUUGUUCCCUUAUCAAAGAUGCCAUUUUGAUUAUGAUACAUAGUACAUCCUACUGUACGCCUUACUAAAUCACAGAUUAAAAAAACGAGUGCAAUGUGGGGGUGUUUGAGUUUGCACAAACACUUCGAUAUGUUUGGUCUUGGCUCUUUAACUGCAUCUGUGGACGGUGGUGGGACACGCAGUAUGCACAGCAUAGCAGCACUCCACUGCUGCGUAUUAAUAUGCAUGCAUGCGUUUGGCUUCCUAUGACACUCCCUCUGUUGCCUUGCUGCACAAAAACAAAACAUACUGAAAAUAGUAGGUUGGGGCAGAACACAGAACACAGAACACAGAACUAGAACGCUCCAGGUUCCCUCAUUCAGUUUCCUUUGACAGCAGGCAGCCCAAUUCAAAUGUCACAGUUCCAUCUUUUAGCCCUGAGGGAAACGAUGUGAUUGACUGAUCCCCUGAACUACCUCAGGUGUGCUGAUGUGAGCUCAUACAGAAUCACUCAUUUUAACUAGAGAUUAAUACUGUGCUCUGAAGGUAACAUAGUCAUAGCACCAUGCCUUUUUCAGAAAAAAAAUCAUUAAAAUGUACAAAAAAAAAAAAAAAAAGAAAUCCCAUCAUAGUUUACAAGAAACCACUAUGGAGAAAUUAAAGCUUUCCAAACUGACCAAAAUAUUGGAAAUAACAAAAAAUGCUGUUGCCAGUCGUGUGGUUAGAUUGACUGGUUCCACUGAAACUGUUAGUGAAUGUCCCGUAAUAACAAAUCAAAUGCUAAAAUGGUUCUAAGCAACUGUGACAUGUCUUCCUUCCAGAAAGUUUCAUACUAAGCUGAGACAGAAGGACAAAGGAUGAUCGUAAACUAGAGAGGGUGGGAGGUUUGAAGUUGGACAAGUACGAAAUGUGAGAAUGUUAGCACCUGCAGCCAGAUUUAGGAGUAUUAAGUCAGGAUGUGGACCAUUUUACGAACAUGACAAUGUUAAGAUAGUUGACGUCAGUAUUUUUUGUCUAUGUACCGUUUUUUACUGAAAGAAUAUCCUCAAUUGCAUUUCAGCAUUCUCUUGAUGUGCGAUUGCAAACUGACAAAAUGACUGAUGUACUGUCUGUUUUCUGCUAGCUAGGGGAGAUUUACAGGGAUGUUUUUAUUCUGAUGUUUACUCAUUAUUGCAUGAAAGAGAAAAAUGUUUUUGCAGUAAUCCAGAUGAUGUGUAGUCAUUUGUACUGACAUCUAUAGUAGGCAGUGUGUGCCCAAGUCCUCAUCUUUUCCUUUCUUAUUUUUAGCCAUGACAAAGUAAUUCAUUAUAUGUCAAAGAUAUAGUCAUUAGAGCUGACUUGUAGUUAUACUUUUUUAUUGUUCAUUUGAUCAUUAUAUGACCCUUGUAUAGUACCAAUUUUGUAACCUAAUAGUGUACCCUUAUUUUCUAUAAAUGUUGAGGGCUUUCUUGAGAUUUUUACUUUUAAUAACGUUUAUUAUAUUGUUGUUAAACAGUACUUUGUUAUCAAAUACAUUUUUAUGAUGGCAUCCAUUGGUUAUUACAAAGUUGACCCCUAGUUUAAUAGAGACAAAACAGGCAAUCUGGCCCAGAAUGUUACAUGGACAGUACCAUGUACAGUGAUUGUUUAGUCCUCUGGACCUAAGUUUAGUUUUUGACCAAAUUGUGUUGAUGAAUAUUGGGAAAGGGUAGUCUCAAAUGUACAGUAGCAAGAGUACGAGUGUAUCUUCAUAAUUUAAGUGUUUUUGAGCAUUAAAGGACAAAAACAUGUACUGAACAUCGAAAGAAAACGACCCAACCAAACAUCAGACAUAAAUUAAAAAAAAAGCUUCCCACUGCCCAAUGUGUCAGGAAGUCCAUUUUUUGUUUUGAAGUGAUACCUUUGGACAUUUGUCAACCAGCCUGGUACUUGUUUUUAUUACAUCAAAAAUAAAGCCACUAAAUGCAAAAGA